GGCCCAGGACAGGGAAAGAAGACUGCUGAGGAUAGGGGCUGGAGGCCGGAUGUGGCCAGCACACUGAGGGCUUGACACACUCACUCACACAAAAGAGGCCGGAAAGUGUCCGGAGGGGAGGAAGCCGGUGCGUCACGGGGACGGAGUUGAGACCCUGUCGCGCCCGCCCAGCCGCGUCCAGGGUACACAGCCCCGCAAACCCAGCCUUGCUCCCCCGCCACCACAGCCACCGCGGACGCCGCCAAUGAACGUCUUCCCGCUCCUAGUGGUUUUUUCCACUUUGUUGAAUUGUUUCUGUACUCAAAAUUGCACCAAGACUCCUUGUCUCCCAAAUGCAAAAUGUGAAAUACGUAAUGGAGUUGAAGCUUGCUAUUGCAACAUGGGAUUUUCAGGAAAUGGUGUCACAAUUUGUGAAGAUGAUAAUGAGUGUGGAAAUUUAACACAGUCCUGUGGUGAAAACGCUAACUGCACUAACACAGAGGGAAGUUACUAUUGUAUGUGUGCACCUGGUUUUAGAUCCAGCAACAACCAAGACAGGUUUAUCACUAAUGAUGGAACCAUCUGCAUAGACAUAGAUGAGUGCAGUGAAUCAGUUGUCUGUGGUGAUCAUGCCGUGUGCAAAAAUGCGAAUGGUGGUUAUAACUGCUCCUGCGAGGAAGGUUAUAAGACAUCCACAGGAAAACCACAGUUCACACCUAAUGAUGGCACUUACUGCCAAGAAAAUGUGAAUACAAACUGCUAUUUAAAUAAUGCCUGUAUUGCUGCAAAUGUUAAUAAAACUUUAAUAAAAAUUAAACCCAUAGAAGAACCUAUGGCUUUGCUACAAGAAGUCUAUAAAAAUUCUGUGACAAAUCUUUCACCAAUGAAUUUAAUUAUAAAUAUAGAAAUAUUAGCCGCAUCAUCCCCAUUACUAGGUGACAUGAAUAGCACUGUCUCAGGCAAGGACACCCUUUCUAAUUCAACUCUUACUGAAUUUGUAAAAACUGUGAAUAAUUUUGUUCAAAAGGAUACAUUUCUAGUUUGGGACAAGUUACCUACAAAUCAUAGAAGAACUCAUCUGACAAAACUGAUGCACGCUGCUGAACAAGCUACCUUAAAAAUCUCUCGGAACUUCCAAAAGACCACUCAGUUUAAUACGAAUUCAAGUGAUGUAGCACUCAAAGUUUUCUUUUUUGAUUCAUCUCAUGUGAAACAUAUUCAGCCACAUAUGAAUGUAGAUGGAGAUUAUAUAAAGAUAUUUCCAAAGAGAAAAGCUGCAUAUGAUUCAAAUGGCAAUGUCGCAGUUGCGUUUCUGUAUUAUAAGAGUAUUGGUCCCUUGCUCUCAUCAUCUGACAACUUCUUAACGGAAGCUCAAAAUUCUGAUAAUUCUGAAGAGGAGGAAAAAGUCAUCUCUUCAGUAAUUUCAGUCUCAAUUAGUUCUAACCCACUCACACUCUAUGAACUUGACAAAAUAACGUUUACAUUGAGUCAUAUAAAGACCACAGAUGAGUAUGGGAGUUUAUGUGCAUUUUGGAAGUACUCACCUGAUACUAUGAAUGGGAGCUGGUCUUCAGAAGGUUGUGAGAUGACACACUCGAAUGAGACCCACACUUCUUGCCGUUGUAAUCACUUGACACAUUUUGCAAUUUUGAUGUCUUCUGGUCCUUCUAUUGGCAUUAAAGAUUAUAAUAUUCUUACAAGGAUCACUCAACUAGGAAUAAUUAUUUCACUAAUUUGUCUUGCUAUAUGCAUUUUUACCUUCUGGUUCUUCAGUGAAAUUCAAAGCACUAGGACAACAAUUCAUAAAAAUCUCUGCUGUAACUUAUUCCUUGCUGAACUUGUGUUCCUUGUUGGGAUCAAUACAAAUACUAAUAAGCUCUUCUGUUCAAUUAUUGCUGGACUGCUACAUUACUUCUUUUUAGCUGCCUUUGCAUGGAUGUGCAUUGAGGGUAUACACCUCUAUCUCAUUGUCGUGGGUGUCAUCUACAACAAAGGAUUUUUGCACAAGAAUUUUUAUAUCUUUGGCUACGUCAGCCCAGCUGUGGUAGUUGGGUUUUCAGCAGCAUUAGGAUACAGAUAUUAUGGGACCACCAAAGUAUGUUGGCUCAGCACAGAAAACAACUUUAUUUGGAGUUUCAUAGGACCAGCAUGUCUUAUCAUUCUCGUAAAUCUCUUGGCUUUUGGAUUUAUCAUAUACAAAGUUUUUCGUCACACCGCAGGGCUGAAACCAGAAGUUAGUUGCUAUGAGAACAUAAGGUCUUGUGCAAGAGGAGCCCUUGCUCUCCUGUUCCUCCUUGGCACCACCUGGAUCUUUGGGGUUCUCCAUGUGGUGCAUGCAUCCGUAGUUACAGCUUACCUCUUCACAGUCAGCAAUGCCUUCCAGGGGAUGUUCAUUUUCUUGUUCCUGUGUGUUUUAUCUAGAAAGAUUCAAGAAGAAUAUUAUAGAUUGUUCAAAAAUGUUCCUUGUUGUUUUGGAUGUUUAAGGUAAACAGAGAGAACAAUGGAUAAUCAGAUAUUUUUUGUGUAACAGAGUUACACAAAAAUUUAUAGACGAAGCUGUGGUUGACCAAUACAUACCAUGAUCAAUUUUUUAUAAACUAGUAGAUAAACAUUUUAAAUAUUUUUUUCUGUUUACAAUAGAGGAAUAGUAUAAACAAUAGAAGGCAAAAAAAUAUGUAUCAUAUAGCUAUAGUAUGCUAUCCUACAUGACAGCUAUGUCAAGAAGAGUACUGCAGGUAUUUGGAAAGUAAUUGGUUUCUCAGGAAUGAUAUCAUUGUGCUCAAGAAAAGAUUUUUCUUCUAGCACAAGAAAUAUAUGAAUAUCCUGAAGGAAACCAGUGGCUUGAUAUUUCUGUGACUCAUGUUGCCUUUGAAAACUAGUCCCCUACCACCUUGGUAAUGAGCUCCAUUAUAGAAAGUGAAACAAGAGAAUAAAAGUAGAAUGACUGUUAUCAUGAUGAGAUGUAUUUUGAAUAAACUUAUUUUUUAUUAACUAGAUGAUAAAUUGUUGAGAUAAAGAAUUGAAUAAACAUGUUACCAUUGUGUGAA
Tupaia belangeri chinensis (Chinese tree shrew) is the source of this 3026-nucleotide messenger RNA. RefSeq names its product adhesion G protein-coupled receptor L4 (gene ADGRL4). The transcript has 16 exons. NCBI's taxonomy places the organism in Eukaryota, Metazoa, Chordata, Mammalia, Scandentia, Tupaiidae. Gene Ontology annotation, molecular function: G protein-coupled receptor activity; calcium ion binding. Gene Ontology annotation, biological process: cell surface receptor signaling pathway; adenylate cyclase-activating G protein-coupled receptor signaling pathway. The coding region runs from base 245 to 2467 and encodes 740 amino acids. The record is from RefSeq and is a predicted model, not a curated record. Gene Ontology annotation, cellular component: plasma membrane.